Molecule: messenger RNA, 1897 nt
Organism: Galeopterus variegatus (Sunda flying lemur)
Lineage: Eukaryota; Metazoa; Chordata; Mammalia; Dermoptera; Cynocephalidae
Gene: PAFAH1B2
Product: platelet-activating factor acetylhydrolase 1b, catalytic subunit 2 (30kDa)
Exons: 1
Source: RefSeq, a predicted model, not a curated record
GGCUUGUUACCUCGAGGUGAGAAGCCCAAUCCUUUGAGGCAAAAGAAUGCCAAGGUGAACCAACUUCUCAAGGUUUCCCUGCCAAAGCUUGCCAAUGUGCAGCUCCUAGAUAUAGAUGGGGGCUUCGUGCACUCGGACGGUGCCAUCUCCUGCCACGACAUGUUUGAUUUUCUGCAUCUCACAGGAGGGGGCUAUGCAAAGAUCUGCAAACCCCUCCAUGAACUGAUCAUGCAGCUGUUGGAGGAAACACCUGAGGAGAAACAAACCACCAUUGCCUGACUGGCUACCAUCAGUGUUAAUAGCAUCCCAGCUUCCUCAGAUCAGUUAUAUCACUGGCACUACAGAAUCCUUCUCUUUCUUAAAGCACUUUGCAUUGUAGAAUGUUCCUGGAUGUUCAUAUCUAGUGUUUGAAGGGGAGGAGGGAUUUAAACUGGUCUUGUACAUAGAAGGUUUGUUUGACACAGGAAAAAAUUAGCCAAGGAAGAUUGUUGUUUAAAUUCAUUUGAAACCAGAGGGGACUUUUUAGUUGUAUGUGUGACACAUUUAUUGAAUUAUUGCUGUUUUUCGUAGGACAGCAUCGAACCUAAAUACUGAAUAAUAUGAAGAUUCUUUACUUGGCCUUUCUUUCUAUGGAUUAUGUCGUAUAUAAUAAUCAUCAGAAUCACACCUACUUGGCUUUAAAACAUGGUUUUUUCCAGCUUUUAAGGUUUAUAAUUUAGCCUUUUGUUUUCAUUUUGCUUUACUCAUAUGUAUACUCAAUGUUUAACAUCAGAUUGAACAUGCUUGUCAUUCAAAUAUGGGAGAUGCUGUAGUUACAAGUGAGUUUGUUCCACUCUCUUGAUCUUUCCCAUACUUAGCAGUGAAAAAUAGGUUUUGCCCCAUUCAGAGGACUCUUUGGAGGGUAUUAUUUUUAUGCUGCUGAAUAUCAUGUUUAUAAUAGACCCAUGCAUGCAGCCUUUCCUCCCCUUUUCCCUCAUUCCUUUUUUUUUUUUUUUUUUUCUUUUUUUUUUUGGUCCUUGUUAACAUUACAAACUUUUAACACAUUUUUGACCUAGGAGCUCUGUUGCUGCAAGUAUAAGUCCCCAGCCACUUACUCUCAUUAUAUUACUAAUAUAUAACUCAUUCUUGUGUGGUGUGUGUUCUGUGCUAGAGUCUGUGUAGUGCUAUUCAUAUUCAGAGUUCUGGUUUGGUUUGCUUCUUUUUCCCUUAAAACCUGUUACAGUUUCCUUUUUUAGAAAAAAAAAAUCAGAACUCUGUUUUCCAUUCCAUAAUGCCUGAUAUUAUUUCAAGUUUUAUAGUAUUUUAAGGUGUACAUUUUAUUUUUUUAUUGGCUUAGUUUUUAAAUUAUGUCAGUUCAGAAAAAUUUGGCUUUUUCCAUGGGGAAACACAUGAAACUGCUCUUCACAAUAGACAUUCUACCAUUAUCCCACCAUUUUAGUAAAAAACUAAGUUCAUUUAAUUUUUUAAGGUUCCCCAUUAAUGUAUCUUCAUCUGAGAAUUUGUUUCAAGAGAGAGCUUUAUAAUCUUAAUGUUUGUUGAGCUAUAAGAACUGCCAUUUUAAAAAAAUAAUGGGACAACAGAUGGUUUAUUGUUCAGUAUACCUAUGGAAUAUGUAUGAACUGGAUCUGCAAGCAGAUAUUUUAAACUGGACCAGGUGGGUAUUGAAGUAACCCAUCAAAAUGUGCUCUGCAGUGAUUCUGCUUAAUGUUCAAUUUUAAUAACUAAGUUAUGUGUUUUAUAUUAUACUUACAAGGCAAAUGGCAGUACUUUUGUGUGUUGGAGGAGGGUUGCAGAUUUGUGCUAAGAUUCUCUUCUGUUUGAGAAGGAUAGAACUUGGGCUGAUUUUUUUCUUGGCAAGCUUCUAGGAAUUAUUUUGGUUUUGUUUUUUUGUCUUUUU